CUUCUUAAAACAACAACAACAAGAAAGGAAAAGCAAGCAGGUGACUUUUACAUAAAAAUGUCUCAGCCGCCCGAAGAAGAAAGCGCUCGGCCACUUCGAGAUGUUGACCUAAGAGCCGCAGAAAGAGGUGUAUGGUUGGUCAAGGUCCCAAAGUACCUCUCUGAAAAGUGGAAGAGAGCCUCUGGAAAGGGAGAGGUGGGCAAGUUGAAGAUCAUCAGCACAAAGAUCCCUGGUGCCCAGCCCGAGGUGACAUUCUCCAUGAAUGAGGCCCAGGCUCAGGUACAGGUUCCCGGCAGAGGGACCGCCACGCCCAAGGAGCACAAGUUCAAGUUGACUGGUGUAGGGAACCAAAACUUGGUUGUAUUCUCAGAGAACAAAGGUGAGGGAACCACAGCAGCCGAGAUAACAGAGCGUAUUGCCAUAGAGGGGAAGGUAAUACAGAGGGCAGAGUGUCAGCCUGUGGUGGACAAGAGCUACAUGCAGCUCAAGAAACGUCAUGUGGAGGAUUCCAACAAACCCAAGCGUGAAAUCAAGCAGAUCACAGGUGUGGUCACAACCUACAAGCCAGUCAGCAACCAUGCCGCUAAUAUUGAGCAUGAAAAGAAGAUUAAAGAAGGGGGAAAGAGAAUACGAGAUGAGCGGGACGUGGUUACAAACAAACUGUUUGAGAUCUUUGAGAAGCAUCAGUACUAUAACAUACAGGACCUUGUGCGUCUGACAAACCAGCCUGUGACCUAUUUGAAGGAGAUUCUUCAAGACCUGUGCAUCUACAACAUGAAGGCCCCACACCGCAACAUGUACGAGCUGAAGCCAGAGUAUCGCCACUACAAGGAACAGAAAUGAGACUGGCUACCUAGCAACCGAAGCUGUUGUUAAGCAUCGUUGAGAUCUAUGCCUUGCAGAGCUCUGUUGGUGCUUGUUUUGGUGUUGGGGGCAACCAGAGUUAAUUUGAGCCUGGAACUGAAUUUUGAAGGCCUUUGCAAACAGUUUGGAUCCAGAUGAGACGCCAAAACGUGGCGUCUCAUCUGGAUCCAAACUGUUUGCUAUUCUGAUAGUAUUCUUUGAAAAAAAUCGAAGAAAAUGCUAAUUUUAGAAAUUCAGCAGACGACAUUUUAGCAGAUGACAAAUUACCUAGCAUGCAAAGGGUUAAUUUGAGCCUCAUUCUAGAUAAACUGGGGUUACUUCAUGUGGGUAAAGUGUCGUGCCUGAUAAGCCUGUUAAGUCCCAAGGUCACUUGACCCAUACAAAGGUCACUUGACCCAUACAAAUUUUAGCAGACAACAAAUUACCCAGCAUGCAAAGGGUUAAUUUGAGCCUCAUUCUAGAUAAACUGGGGUUACUUCAUGUGGGUAAAGUGUCGUGCCUGAUAAGCCUGUUAAGUCCCAAGGUCACUUGACCCAUACAAAUUAAGCCCAGUUUUUCCAGAACAAGGCUCAUGUGAAAAUGCAGGCAAUGUGAUUGAACAAUAUGCAUAUCGGACACCGUAAAAUAAUUCAUACUAAUGUUGUAAUCUUGUUAACAAGCUCCACAUAAAAAUCAAAGUUACUUUAUUAAAAAAAAACACAGAAAAUCAGCUGAAGAUGUCAGCCAUAUAGUGCUGUAUAUCCAUGCAAUCAUACCAAAAAACAUGGCAAUAGUAUUAAAUAAUUUAGAAAUAAUAGACGGGUAACCGUUGGUUAUUGCGGUAAUAACCAACGGUAUGGAUGUGUAGGAAUUAAACCACGAGGGCGUAGCCCGAGUGGUUUGAUAACAAGCAUCGGAACGACAUACUGUUGGUUAUUACCGCAAUAGCCAACGGUUACCCGUCGAUUAUUUCGAUUCUAACACGAUUUCAUUAAUACGUUAUCCGCGAUUUAAAGUUUAUAAAUAAGAAUUAUAUUAACCGAACGUCCUCCACUUUUCCACGAAAACUAAUGUCACUAGAACAAAUAAAAUCAAAUGACGUUGUCUUCAUUCAUAAACAUUGCGCGGACAAUCAAAAUGACGUCACUUUAAACAACCGUUGGUAUAUCGGUGUAAUAACCAACAGUAGUUUUUCUUCUUUGUAUAUAGAAAACAAGUCACAUGCCGUGGUAGAAUUUAGUUUUUAAAAUGGUGAAUUUAUAAUUAAGGAGUUUUAAAAUGAAUAGUUAUAAUAAUUACCUAGUAAAAAACAUAUAUCACCUCGGUAAGGGUUUCCGCCGUCUUGAUAAUGUUACUGCAUCACUUAUAACGGUGCUAUUGGCCAGAAUAGUCAUCUGGUUGUAUUGACUUAUUUGUUAACAAGACCUUUAUAGGCUUAUUUUGGUUAUCAAAAUAAAAACAUCUGUUGAAAAUCGUG
Molecule: messenger RNA, 2320 nt
Organism: Dreissena polymorpha
Lineage: Eukaryota; Metazoa; Mollusca; Bivalvia; Myida; Dreissenidae
Product: general transcription factor IIF subunit 2-like
Exons: 8
Coding region: 58-843 (261 amino acids)
Biological process (GO): transcription by RNA polymerase II; transcription initiation at RNA polymerase II promoter
Cellular component (GO): transcription factor TFIIF complex
Source: RefSeq, a predicted model, not a curated record